UCAGGGGACAAUGAUUGUUACAGCCCUUUGAUUUACAGAGGCACCAACUUUACCACUUCCCCAGGGAAAUCACUAACACUUGAUUGUCCAGUGAAAGAAUGUGGUAAGACGGUGAAUGUAUCUUGGAGCAAGGAAAGUGGAACAACACAAAACUCCCAAGUUCGGGAUGGACUUCGGAAGUCUAGACAACCAGAUAAAGAGAAGAACAUAACCAUAUUCAGGCUGUAUUUUAACCCUGUGUUUGUUGGAGAUAAUGGCUCCUAUCAGUGUACUGUUAUUCUUUUAGAAGGGAAAGUGUAUGCCAGCCAUCGCAUAAAUGUCUAUGUAACAAGUGAGUAUCGGCUGCAAAGCCCAGACAUCUAUGUAACAAAUUCAACUGAAGCCCUAUUGGAACCCAAAUCUGAGAAAGAACCCUGGCUCCUUUAUAUAUUUCUUUCAAUGGGGCUGCUGUGUAUACUUAUCAUUACUAGUCUCAGUAUAUUCUUCUGCCUGAGGAGCAAGAGAGAAAAACAAAAGAAGCAUCCUGACACCUUAGGAAGAGGAAUUAAUGAGGUUAUGCCACAUCAGUCCUUUGGGGACAACCAAGCUGAAGAGAGCACAAUAUGUAACUCUACUCUACCCAGUUUUCUGCCUUUGUCAUCCGACACCAUAAUUUAUAAUAAUGAUGCUUGGCCUAAGGUCCAGGUGGGACCCACAGUUAUUUAUUCCAAUCAGAGCUCAGAGGAAAAUCAGCCUGGUAUUGUUUAUGCUUCUCUGAACCAUUCUGCAAAUGGAGUGAACUUCCUAAGGAGAGGCGAGCACAUGGCAGACCAACCCACAGAAUAUGCGUCCAUAUGUGUGAGGAAUUAAAUUUACUUCUGGCUCUUCUUGCUUUCCCAUGGGAGAGGCUGUCUGCCCUUUCAUUAAGUGACUGCGUAUUGAGCUAGCCAUCCAUGCGAUGUCAUUCUUUGAUUUUAAACACUCCAAUGAAAUUGAUGUUCAUACUUUGUUGGAUCUCAAGAAUCCGCAUGGCAAAAGUGGACCACCUCUGGA
This is a messenger RNA of Dromiciops gliroides (monito del monte), 1032 nucleotides long. RefSeq names its product B and T lymphocyte associated (gene BTLA). The record is from RefSeq and is a predicted model, not a curated record. Gene Ontology annotation, cellular component: plasma membrane. Gene Ontology annotation, biological process: immune response-regulating cell surface receptor signaling pathway. The transcript has 4 exons. The annotation marks the transcript as partial. Lineage: Eukaryota; Metazoa; Chordata; Mammalia; Microbiotheria; Microbiotheriidae. Gene Ontology annotation, molecular function: signaling receptor activity.